This is a messenger RNA of Alnus glutinosa, 1636 nucleotides long. Its product is annotated as dof zinc finger protein DOF5.4. Gene Ontology annotation, biological process: regulation of DNA-templated transcription. The transcript is spliced from 2 exons. Bases 269 to 1252 code for a protein of 327 amino acids. Gene Ontology annotation, molecular function: DNA-binding transcription factor activity; DNA binding. The record is from RefSeq and is a predicted model, not a curated record. NCBI's taxonomy places the organism in Eukaryota, Viridiplantae, Streptophyta, Magnoliopsida, Fagales, Betulaceae.
CAGGGAUAUUUGUCAGAGAGUUUGGAAACUCUUUCUGUGCUCUCUCUCUCUCAUACACACAUAAAACAGUGAGUCCUGGGGAGAGAACUUUCCCAGUCAUAGUCAGCAUUUUCCCAAGAAAAUAUCCGAGAAAACUUAAUCUGAAACUUCCAAGCUAGCAUGUGAUUGUUAGCCUCCAGAAUUCUUCGUAACAACUUGGGGAUUCAAACACCGAAGAGAUAGAGUACUCUUUCGUGAAAAUUGAGGGGAGCCAGGGAGGGUUAGCGAAAUGCAAGACAUCCAUUCGAUCGGAGGGGGUGGCCGGUUGUUCGGAGGCGGCACAGGCGGAGGAGGAGGCGGAGGAGGGGACCGGAGGCUUCGACCGCAUCACAACCAGCACCACCAGCACCACCACCAGGCUCUCAAGUGCCCGCGGUGCGACUCGCUCAACACCAAGUUCUGCUACUACAACAACUACAACCUCUCCCAACCCCGCCAUUUCUGCAAGAGCUGCCGCCGCUACUGGACCAAAGGUGGCGUCCUCCGCAACGUCCCAGUCGGCGGCGGCUGCCGGAAGGCCAAGCGCUCCAAGACUAGGUCCUCCUCCGACGCAUCAGCUCCGCAGCUGCAGCAGCAGCAGCGAGAGCGCAAGUCCAACUCUCAUUCUAGCAGCGAGAGCUCCAGUCUCACAGCCACAAAUAACGCUGCCACGGAGGCGGUUUCGGCGGUCACGGAGGGGCCUUCUUUGAGCUCAGCCUCCAAUUUGUUGAACGUCCAAGACUCGAAGCUUUUCACUCCUAACCCUAGUUUCGAGCCUACGGGGUUGCUGGAACAAGGCUCGGACCGUGGGAUAUUCUCGGAGAUUGGGAGUUUCACGAGCCUCAUAACGGCGUCGAACGAGGCAUUGUCGUUUGGGUUUAACACUAUUGCGGAGAUCACGCCGUUUAGGUCGAAUCAACAUGGACAUGAUCAGCAUCAUCAGGUUCAACAGAAUCAGCAGCAGCAGUGGCAGCAGCAGGAGCAGAAGGUGAUGGGCGGUCUGGUUCCUGAGGAAUUGAAGAUGCAGGAGAUCACGGGUGGGCUGCUGGAUCAGACGGGCCCCGUCGAUUUAUCAGCGUUGCAGAACAGAUCGAGCGUUGGGGGAUUCGGAUCGUUUGAUUGGCAAAUCAGUGGGGAUCACAGCUUGUUUGAUCUUCCUAACACCGUUGAUCAAGCAUACUGGAGUCACAGUCAAUGGGCUGACCAAGACCACCCAAGUCUCUAUCUCCCGUAGACCACGUGGUGGUGUGGCAUGAUGCAGCAGUAACUGAAAAUCUUGAAUCCAGUUUUGUGGUCGUCUAAGCCAACUCACAUGUGUUAGCCAGCGCUAAAUAUCGCUCCCAAGUCAGCCCCCACAUCCCAUCCUCUGAUCAGGCUGCAACACCGUCCACUCAUCUUGUACCUUCAAUUUGAAGUUUGGUAUUACUUGCCAGAGAAGUGAAUGAAAGCCAUUUUGUACAUAUUUGUAAUGAAGUGGUUGUCCGCUAUAUAAGAUUUGAUUCCAAAUCUGCUGUGGAAGUAACCUACUAAUUAACUGGAGCAGUUUGAGCCGUUCACCACACAUGUAUGUGGACCUUUCUUAAUAAAACUAUUAUCAUAUAUAUGAUGAUAAUGUGCA